GCAGCUAAGAUGGCGUCUGCGCACGCACGGGCGAGCCGAGACCGUGCAGGCGAGUAGAAAGUUGCAGAGACCGAAGACGCCGUUAUAAUCAACUCUUGCAAAAAGUGCAAAAGACGGAUGAGUUUGGGUGGAUAUGGCGAGUCCCGUGCACGGAUAGAGUAGGCUCUCUCUCGCCCUGCGCAAUGGAGCCCCCGGACCACAACAAGCCCCGCAGGCAGGACGGCCCUGCAGAGGUGGCGUCCUGCAGGGGUUCGGGGAUGGACGAUCACAUGGAGGAGGAGGAGGAGGAGGGAGAGACUCCACACACUGCCCCGCCCAUCACCCCCCACCAGCACAGCACACCCAACGAGCACCAGAGGGAUGACCUGGACGGGACGAUUGGACUCCUGAACGGGCGGGGCAAUGGUCACUCCCCAACACCCAGCAGGGGUCGGCUGGCACAGACUGAGGCUCUCACUGCGGUGGAGCUCUCGGAGGAGCGGGGCGAGCCCCAGAGCAAGCGUCACCCCACCUCCCGGCCCCGCCGCAAUCCCUUUGCGGGCUCCUUCGCUCUGGACCCCCUGGGUGGCCUCGGGGGGGACCCCCGGAAGCCCUACCUGAGCCUGGGCUGCGGAGGGGGAGGCAGGCUGCCGGUCUCCGUGCCCCCCUCGCUGGCCCGCACCCACCGGCAGACGUCCCGGUCCGACUGCCCCGCCGACCGCCUCAAGUUCUUCGAGACGCUGCGUCUCCUGCUGCGCCUCACCUCCAUGUCAUCCAAAAAGAAGGAGCGGGAGCAGCGGGGCCCCGAGCCUUCGGGCGUCCCGGGACACAGCACCGAGGUGGUGUGGCUGGAGCUGCAGGCCUGGCACGCCCGCCGCAGCGUGCCCGACCAGGACCUGUUCCUCUACAACGCCCGCAAGGACAUCCCGGAUACCAUCGAGCGCGUGCUCACCUUCAGGGUGGACUACCGCGGGCUGGGGGCGCCGCCGCGGGCGGAGGGUGGGGCGUGGCCCGGGGGGGCGCACCUGCAGCGGCAGCGGCUGGCGCUGGAGCAGGUGAAGCGGGUGAUGGGGCUGCUGGAGUCGGUGGAGGCACUGUACCCGUCCCUGCAGACCCUGCAGAGGGACUACGAGGGGUAUGCCGCGCGGGACUUCCAGGCCAGGGUGCAGGCGCUCUGCCUGUGGCUGAACAUCACGCAGGACCUCAACCAGAAGCUGUGGCUGAUGGGGACAGUGCUGGGGCUGCGAGACCCGUCCCGCCUGGGCUGGCCCGUCUUCCAGAACCCCUCCCCGCGCUGCUCGCGGGCCGACGAGGACGAGGAGGAAGAGGAGGACGAAGCGGAGGAGGAAGAGGGAGACACGCUGGCCAAUCUGGGCACUGCACUGUCGCCCUGCUCCCUGCACGAGCUCACCCGGCUACUUUCGGAGGAGGGGCUGGCCUGCCCGACGGGUAGCCCCGCCCCAGAGAGCGUCGGCCGGCCCGGGCCUCGCCCCUUCUCCAUCUACCGGCCCUUCGUGGACAAAGCGCUAAAGCAGAUGGGGCUUCGCAAGCUCAUCCUGAGGCUGCACAAGCUGAUGGGCCGCUCCCUGCAGAGGGCACGGGCGGCACUGCUCAGCCACGCCCCCACACAGGAGUUUUCGGAGUUCCCCGACCCGCUGCUCUACAGCGAUUACCUGCCGGAACUGUCCCCUCACCUGGCCCACAGCACCCCUGGGUGCGAGGAGGCGGGGCCGGAGCGAGUCUCGUGGGAGGAGCUCCUGGCCAUGGACCUGCCCUCUUUCCAGCCGGCGUUCCUGGUGCUGUGCCGAGUUCUGCUCAACGUCAUCCAUGAAUGCCUGAAGCUCCGCCUCGAACAGAGACCUGCAGGAGAGCCAUCGCUACUCAGCAUCAAACAGCUGGUGCGUGAGUGUAAGGAGGUUCUGAAGGGCGGUGCUCUGAUGAAGCAGUAUUACCAGUUCAUGCUAUGUGGCGUCGUCACCGACCCCCUGCAGGCCAAUGGCAACAUUGAUGACUUCGAGGAGGACCUGCACAAGAUGCUGAUGGUGUAUUUUGACUACAUGCGCAGCUGGAUCCAGAUGCUGCAGCAGCUGCCACAGGCGUCUCACAGCCUGAAGAACCUGCUGGAGGUGGAGUGGAGCUUCACCAAGGUCAUCACUCCCUACAUCCGCGGGGGAGAGGCCCAGUCUGGACGCCUCUUCUGUGACAUUGCGAGGAUGCUGCUUAAGUCUACAGGAGACUUCCUGGAGGCGGGGCUACAGAGGAGUGGCAAUGAAUUCUGGGAAAGUGCAGAUGACAUUUCGCCCUUGGGAGAGAUCAGGCGCUCGGUCAUCGAGACGAGCCGCUCACUGAAGGAGCUCUUCCAUGAGGCGAGGGAGAGGGCGUCCAAAGCGCUGGGCUUCGCCAAGAUGCUCCGCAAGGACCUGGAGAUCGCCGCCGAGUUCACCUUCUCUGCCAGCCUGCCCACCUUCCUUGAGGCUCUGAAAGAGAGGAACUAUGUAAAGGUGCAGAUUCCAGGGCUGGAUGAGCUGCAGGUGUUCAUUCCGAGCCGCCUGGCCCCGCAGCGUGACAUUGUCCUGCAGCUGCUGAGGGCGGCGGCCGGGAAGGACUGUUCUAAGGAGCCGGACGAGAUCCUGGACGAGAUCUCCGAUGAGGCCUACCUGCUGCUGAGCAAGCAUGGAGCCUGGGACUCGCCUGCGGAGGCCAGCUGGCCGCAGUGGGAGGGCAGCCUGCUAAAGCUGCUCCCUCAGGUGGAGACUGUGGACACCCUCCGGGCCAUGAAGGUGGAGAACCUGCUGCUGAUAGUGAUGCAGUCGUCCAGCUUGUCAGCCCAGCGCAGGGCGUUCCAGCGCCCCCUGGAGGACCUGGUGACCCUGCGGAGCGAGCAGACAUCCAGCCAGCCGGUCAUUGCAGGAGCUCUGGAGCAGCUGAAGAAUGAGGCCCUGCAGCUUUGCAUCAAGAUCAGCGCAGCCAUUGACCGGGUGGAGUACAUGUUCACCUCCGAAUUCGAGGCGGAGGUGGAGGAGUCCGAGUCACCCACCCUGCAGCAGUACUACAGAGAGGCCAUGAUCCAGAGCUUCAACUUUGCCUUCGAGUACCAUAAGGAGGUGGUGCGGCUGAUGUCUGGGGAGUUCCGGCAGAGAAUCGGGGAGCGCUACAUCACCUGUGCCCGGAAGUGGAUGAUCCAUGUCCUGACCAAGUGCGAGAGUGGGCGGGGCACACGGCCUAGGUGGGCCACUCAAGGCUUCGACUUCCUGCAGUCCAUUGAGCCGGCGUUUAUUUCCAUUCUGCCAGAGGAAGACUUUCUGAGUCUGCAGGCUUUGAUGAACGAGUGUAUUGGUCAUGUGAUCGGGAAACCUCACAGUCCAGUCAGUGGCCUGUACAUCGCCACGAGAAACAGCCCUCGGCCCAUUAAGGUUCCCCGUUGUCAUAGCGACCCCCCAAACCCCAACCUGUUCAUGCCCAACACCGACGGCUUCAGCUCUAGGAGUCUCCCCUGUGACCUUCGGACCUCCCCCCGCCCCGCCCCCCAGGGCGUUGGGGAGCCCAGUCACCCCAAACCCAUCAGCGUCCCCUCUGACCUCAGAGGCUCCAAUCUCCAUGACAACGACCGGCUGUCGUCGGGGGCACCUGAACAGCAGUUUAAGUCGCUUAGCCGCCACUCCAGCCCCACAGAGGACAGGGAAGAGCCCUAUUACCCAAAGGUGGACCCAAAUGCCACUGCAAGACGCAGCUGGGAGCUUCGAAACUUCAUCAGUCAGUCUAAAGACACGGCAGCGAGGCAGAGCCCCAUGGAGGCGGUCCGGCGCUCAAUCCGCUCGUUUGAGGAGCAGCGCUAUGCUCUCAUGAAGCAGCGCAACAUCAUCGGCCAGGUGUGCCACACGCCCAAGUCCUACGACACCGUCAUGCAUGUUGGCCUCCGCAAGGUCACCUUCAAGUGGCAGAGAGGCAACAAGAUCGGUGAGGGGCAGUAUGGGAAGGUGUACACCUGCAUCAAUGUGGACACUGGAGAGCUCAUGGCCAUGAAAGAGAUCAGGUUUCAGCCCAACGACCAUAAAACAAUAAAGGAGACAGCAGAUGAGCUGAAAAUCUUUGAGGGAAUAAAACACCCCAACCUGGUGCGCUACUUUGGGGUGGAGCUACAUCGGGAGGAGAUGUACAUCUUCAUGGAGUUCUGUGAUGAGGGAACUCUGGAGGAGGUGUCCAGACUCGGACUGCAGGAGCAUGUCAUCCGCCUCUACAGCAAACAGAUCACCACGGCAACCAACGUGCUCCAUGAGCACGGCAUCGUGCACCGUGACAUCAAGGGAGCCAACAUCUUCCUCACGUCGUCGGGCCUGAUCAAAUUGGGCGAUUUUGGCUGUUCAGUGAAACUAAAGAACAACGCCCAGACCAUGCCAGGGGAGGUGAACAGCACCCUAGGAACGGCAGCGUACAUGGCCCCUGAGGUCAUCACGAGGGCGAAGGGCGAAGGUCACGGCCGGGCAGCUGAUAUCUGGAGUCUGGGCUGUGUCAUCAUCGAGAUGGUGACGGGGAAGAGGCCGUGGCACGAGUACGAACACAACUUCCAGAUCAUGUACAGGGUGGGCAUGGGCCACAAGCCGCCCGUCCCGGAGAAGCUGAGCGCCGAGGGGAAGGACUUCCUGGCGCACUGCCUGGAGAGCGACCCCAAGCAGCGCUGGACUGCCAGCGCGCUGCUGGACCAUCCCUUCGUCAAGGUGUGCACAGAUGAAGAAUGAAUGGAAAGUUUGGUCCAGCAUACCUCGCCGUGUACCUCAUACACAAAAUACUGUAUGUAAUAUUUACAAGCAAAUGUGUUCUGAAGAAACAAGAAGACCCUCAGCCAUGAUGCCUUUUUAAACAGACGCUCGAGGCCAACCCUUCCCAGCAUGCACCUCUGUAGAGAAAUCCCAGCAGAUGAGCAAGUGGUUUACACACAGCUCUGUGGUGGCAUUGUAUUCUGUUUUACACGCAAUGGGGGGAGGUUGUAAAUUCUUGUAUAUAGAAUAUUGUAAAGAAUUAUACCCCAUUUUGGAGCUGCUGUGUUAUUCUGGAUGAAUUAAAAGCAACAAGUACAGAGAAUUUAAAUGAGCACUUUCCCCCGGCCAGGUGUGUAAGGAGAGUUGGGGAGUGGGGGUGGGGGGUCGUGGUUACCUGUGUCGGCAGGUAGGGAGCAGUCUCCACCUGCUUUUCAA
This is a messenger RNA of Megalops cyprinoides (Indo-Pacific tarpon), 5171 nucleotides long. Its product is annotated as mitogen-activated protein kinase kinase kinase 4-like. The record is from RefSeq and is a predicted model, not a curated record. The transcript has 27 exons. Bases 183 to 4715 code for a protein of 1510 amino acids. Gene Ontology annotation, biological process: MAPK cascade; protein phosphorylation. Lineage: Eukaryota; Metazoa; Chordata; Actinopteri; Elopiformes; Megalopidae. Gene Ontology annotation, molecular function: protein kinase activity; ATP binding.